AUGGCGGCGCGGCGCAUGAGCGAGAAGCGUCGCAAGUUCGCGAACACGGAGCACUCGGACCCGGACUCGUACUCGUGGUACGUGAUGCGCGUGGCCGUGCUGCGGCUCGCGCAGAUCAAGCUGCAGCACUUCUUGCAGCUGUGCGGCAUUGAGAUGUCGGAACUGGCCACUACAAGCCCUACAGUGCACGGUGCAUUGCGUCGCGUAGACCAGUGGCAGCAGCAGCUAAGCGAAGUAUUGGAGUCACGUGCACCGCCGCCCGAUUACAUCCCAGGUUGCUUCCCCGAGCAGCAGACCUCGGGCCCGCCCAUCAACAAGUACAGAUGUCUCUUGGAAAAGCACAAUACGCCAUUUAACGCGAGUCUCUACAGCGCGGCGCCUGCAGGCCGUCUUUGGAGUUUCUUAGUCCGCCAAGAGCCGGUUCAGUACGUCGUUUCUGUACAAGACUAG
Messenger RNA from Ostrinia furnacalis (Asian corn borer), 450 nucleotides. Its product is annotated as dmX-like protein 2. The coding region runs from base 1 to 450 and encodes 149 amino acids. The transcript has 5 exons. Gene Ontology annotation, biological process: vacuolar acidification. Lineage: Eukaryota; Metazoa; Arthropoda; Insecta; Lepidoptera; Crambidae. Gene Ontology annotation, cellular component: RAVE complex. The record is from RefSeq and is a predicted model, not a curated record.